Molecule: messenger RNA, 3917 nt
Organism: Aureobasidium pullulans EXF-150
Lineage: Eukaryota; Fungi; Ascomycota; Dothideomycetes; Dothideales; Saccotheciaceae
Product: ARM repeat-containing protein
Exons: 5
Coding region: 126-3530 (1134 amino acids)
Biological process (GO): nuclear-transcribed mRNA catabolic process, nonsense-mediated decay
Cellular component (GO): cytoplasm; exon-exon junction complex
Molecular function (GO): protein binding; RNA binding
Source: RefSeq, a predicted model, not a curated record
CUCGCAACCCGUGAAUUCACUUCUACCAGAUUCAACUCAAGGAUUAGCCAGAUGCUGGAAUCUUUGCACGUUAAACCCCUUAUUCACAAAUACCUUGCGCCACAUCGCUGAACAACAGUGACGCGAUGGAAAGACAGAGGAAGCGCGAGCUGCGCGACCUCAACCAACGUGCAUGGGCUGGUGAGCCAAAUGUUCUCGCUGUCCAGGGCUCGCUCGACUCGUCCAUGAAGAAGAAUACCGCCUUCAUCAAACGUCUACGUACCGCAAUCAACGCUGCUGGCCAGAGUGUCUUCCUACAAGAAAUCUGCACUCUUUCGCUGCACAAAUACCUAUCCGAGAUCAUCUCUGCCUGCUUCGAAGGCCUGACCAAACUCAAGACUCCUGGAGAAAUCGCCGCUGGUGUCGAAAUCGUCUCUGCUCUCCACCAACGCUUCGGUCCCGAUGAGUUCACCAAAAUGCUCGGCUGGUUUGUUGGCCGUGGUCUGGCUACGCCCGAUAGAGCGCAGUUGAAAGCUCUGGCUCAAGAUGUGCGUGAAAGAGAAGAGAAGGAACGUAUCUCAAGACAGCGCAUUCUGUUACGAGUGGCCACUGAACUGUGGCUUGUCGGUGUCCUGCGUAGUUUGGAGGACAUUGCCCGUCCGGAAGAGGCCAAUAAGUUGAAAGAGUCGGGAAAGCCAGUGGAUACCCUGCCCAAGGCCAAGACUACACGACCCGACACUGCAGACCCAGAACCUUUCCCUCUGGAAGUACUCAAGGAUAUGCUGGGCCACGACCGUGAGCACGUGAACCUGCCGUUGGUGGUCAUUUUCGUCAAGAGUUUUGCCUGGGACAUUUUGGCCUCGAAACCUACACAAGAUGGCCGCAAGACUGUCGCUGAGGAUGGCUCGACAGUAACGGCUGCAGAAGAGACCGACGCUGACUCGAACGGCACUCAAGAUCCUCCACUUUGCGCGUCCGACAUGCAGCAGCGCUUCAAGAAUAUUCUCGGCCGCUAUUUCCAGGACGUCAAAGCUCAUAUUGUUCGCGACCAGAAGCAUCUGACCGCUCAAGGACGUCGCAAUGCCGAAGCAUACGUCAAGUCGGGAGAAGUCUUUGAAGACCGCCAAACAAACUUUGAGAAACAGACCAAGUCUCACGAGAAGCUGGUCUCAAAUGCUCAAGUACUGGCAGAUGCGCUUGGUGUGGACAUGCCAGAUCUGUCCGAGAAGGAGUCUAACAACGCUGGCGGCGACGGCGGCAUUGGCCUGGUCAAGACCGGCGAAUACUUACGUGGUCAAGGCGACGGCGCCGGCAUCUGGGAAGACGAAGAAGAGAGACGCUUUUACGAGAAUUUGAUUGAUCUCAAAGACAGAGUCCCUGGCAUCUUACUUGAGGAUGGCAAAAAGAAGAAAUCUGACGGCGACGAUCAGGUAGGAAAGAGAGUCGAAGAAAUUGCAGAAGCCAAGCUUGAAGCCGCAGAGCCCAAGUCAGCAGAGGGGGAUGACCAAUCUACUGCUAUUGCCAACAAGACCGUAGGCGCGCAGGUUGAUGCAUUGCUUGCCCAACUUGUCGACUUGACCAACAAAGACCAAGUUGAUCAAUUUGCCAUUGAUUUUUGCUUCUUGAACUCCAAGGCCUCUCGAAACCGCUUGGUGAGGGCAAUCCAGGAUAUUCCCAAGGGUCGCACCGACCUGUUGCCCCUAUAUUCACGACUCGUCGCGACUCUUGGAAAACACUUGAUCGAUGUUCCUCAAGCCUUGAUCGCUUACCUCGAUGAGGAAUUCAGGAGCUUACAGCGCCGCAAGUCAAAGGAUUUCCUUGGACAAGUCCGUAUGAUCAACAUCCGUUACAUCGCUGAGCUUACUAAGUUCGGCGUUGUGCCCGAGCAUGUUAUCUUCCACUGCUUGAAGGUCAGUCUCGACGACUUUUCGCGCAUGAACAUCGAGAUCAUCUCGAACCUUCUCGAGAAUUGCGGUAGGUAUCUCCUUCGCAACCCGGAUACCUCACCAAGAAUGGCCUCCUUCCUGGAGACAUUGCAACGCAAGAAGGGUGCUCAGCAUCUUGGUCAACAGGAGCGUAUGCUUAUUGAAAACGCCAUGUACUACGUCAAUCCUCCGGAGCGCGCGGCCAUUCAGCAGAAAGAACGAACCCCUCUCGAGUUAUACGUGCGCAAGCUCAUCUACCUUGAUCUUUCGAAGCGCUCCCUCGAAAAGGUGAUUAAGCAGAUCCGAAAGCUACAUUGGGAAGAGCCAGAGGUCCCGGAGCUUCUUCGCAAGAUCUUCACCAAGCCAGGCAAGAUCAAGUACAGCAAUGUCCAUCUAUUGGCUGUCAUCCUUGGAGCGCUGCAUCGUUAUCAUCAGAGCUUCACAGUUUCUGUUCUAGAUGAUGUGCUCGAGCAAAUAACGGUUGGACUCGAGACCAACGACUUCAAGCAGAACCAGAAGCGUAUUGCCGAAGUCAAGUAUCUGGGUGAGCUGUACGUCUACCGUAUGGUGGACUCUGCUCUUAUCUUUGACACACUCUACCACAUCAUCAACUAUGGUCAUCCAGGUGGAUUCGCCCGCCCAGGCGCUUACAACAUGCUCGACUUACCCGAUGACUACUUCCGCAUCAGACUCGUGGCUAGUCUCCUUGAGACAUGCGGUAUGUACUUUGACAAGGGUGCGGUCAAGAAGAAGCUUGACUUCUUCUUGUCGUUCUUCCAGUACUACAUCCAGACGAAGGAGCCGAUGCCUAUGGAUGUUGAGUUUGUGGUUCAGGACAUGUUUGCUCUGUUGCGACCCCAAUGGAAGGUUGCUACCACGUUCGAGGAAGCACAGCAAGUCUUCAGCGAGGCUGUCAAGCACAACUACCAGAACUCUGGGUCCAACAAGCAGCAGGCAGAACAAGAGGAAGAAGAGGAAGAAGACGGUCGUGGCAUUGACGACGUCAACAAUGAUGACGGUGAAGACGACAAGUCAUCCGGAGACGAAUCUGCCGAGCCCACCGAUGAUGAAGGCGCCGGUGAGACCCCAGAGGAAGGUACUGAAGACGAAGAAGAGCAUAUUGUCGUCACACGUCCCGAGGACCAGCGCGAUCCCGAGGCAGAUGCCGAGUUCGACAGAGAACUGGCUAAGAUGAUGGCGGAGAGCGUCGAGUCGCGCAAGUUUGACCGCAAGCCUGUCUUCGACGUUCCCUUGCCCAUGCGUAAGACUGCCACUGCUACGUCAACUCCUAACAGCGAACCGGCCCAGCCCGUCGAGCCUACCUCAAACACGAUGAAAUUCGCACUUCUCAGCAGAAAAGGAAACAAACCACAGACUCGCUCCAUUGACCUGCCUUCAGACUCGAACUUUGCAGUUGCUAUGCGGAGCCAGCAAGAGCAGGCUCGCGCAGAGCAACAGCGCAUCAAGAAUCUGGUCCUCAACUAUGACCUUCGCGACGACGACCCCAACGAUGCAGCUCUAGAUGCACAGUCCCCCUAUAACCAACCCCGUGUUGACAAGUCCGGGACCUCACGCAACGUCACCAGAAGCAGAAAGCUGCAGCUCAGUGAUGUCGACUGGACUUGAACGAUAUCGAUAUGCAUAUCCAUCCACGACAACCACGGGAAGCUUCCCGAUAGCUCUCAACCACACCGACCAGCGUCUUUUUCGCUGCCGACGAUUCGUCUUGAUCACAUGGAACAUUGCUCGCAGCGCUUGUUCUGCAAAGGAGUAAGCCACACUUGCUGAACUCCAAGUACCGCAACCGACAGCGUCAUCGACAAACAAAACAACGCCUCGUCCAAACACAGCCCUGAAGAUGGAGAAGAUAUUGGAGGCGUCUCGACCUGCAGAACGGGCAGAUUUGCUAGCAGCACCGGUAAUACUUUCGUGGCAUUUUUUGAGACAUGCGGGAAGAUUAUAGGGAGAGACAUUUGCUCUUUUUCCCCAUGACUCGUUUUAUUUUGUGGCUUG